Messenger RNA from Zygosaccharomyces rouxii, 1017 nucleotides. RefSeq lists its product as uncharacterized. The record is from RefSeq and is a predicted model, not a curated record. The transcript has a single exon. NCBI's taxonomy places the organism in Eukaryota, Fungi, Ascomycota, Saccharomycetes, Saccharomycetales, Saccharomycetaceae. Bases 1 to 1017 code for a protein of 338 amino acids.
AUGCAAUGGGCAAUGCCAAAUGAAAACUCGAAGCCCUCUGUGAAUUGUGCUAAAUUGAAUGGUAGUCCCAUGAACGAAAUACAGAAAUCAAUGUCAAUGACAUCUUUUGUCCCUCAAAAUGAUAAUGGAGAAACAGACAAUUGCAACGACAAUUUGGUAGAUGAGGAGCCUGAUGAGUCUACACAAGAAUAUUUGAAGGAUAACGAUAGGGAUAAUCAACAGCGGGAAAAUGAUACAACUUGGACAAAAUUAAUGGAGUUAAAUCAAAGGAGGUUAAAUAUUAAUCAAAAAUUCAGAAACGAGUGCUCAUGUAUAAAGCCACUAGAAUUUGAAUCGUAUUACGAAUUUUUCAUACUCGCCACUUUUCAAAAAGGCAUAUCAGCAAGUGGACAUGUAGACAUUAAUUCUUUGAGAACGAAUCAUGGUAAAAUUCGUAGAAGAGCUAAAAGAGGUAUUGAAACAUUUACCAGAGAACCAAUUGAAUCAUCAGGAUCAUCAUCCGAAUCAUCCGAAUCAGAAGAACUGAUUUAUAACGAGCCUUCAAAGAAACGUCGACAUAAUAAUUCAGAAAUUAUCGAUGGAAAUUCACCAAACGAAAAACAACUUUUAAUAUCACAACUGGAUGAGAUUAACGGUAAUAUUUGCGCUGCAAGCAUCAUGCCAAAGUCGGAAUUAGAUGGAAAUAUCAGGAGAUCUACCAGAUUAUCAACUAGAAGCACCACAGAAGCGCCCGAUACCAACAGCGCUACCAACGGCGCUACAGAUUCACAGGGAAACGUAACAGAAAUUAGAGAACUUUACGAGUCUGUGAUCCCCAAAGUCAGAAAUCCAUACAGAAGAUCAGAUUGGAUCUUACCGCCUCGAUUGAGGUUCACGCCAGACAAAAGAAUGAGAACAAAUGUUAUUUACGAAAAAGUUAAACUCAAUGAAUUGGUAUCAAUUGAUAAGAUACAAAGAGUGCUUUCUAAAUUCGAAGGUGGUAUAACAGGCAUCAGGAAAAAGACAUGGAAUAUUUAA